Dicentrarchus labrax (European seabass) is the source of this 3491-nucleotide messenger RNA. It is a transcript of the gene cs, whose product is annotated as citrate synthase. Gene Ontology annotation, cellular component: mitochondrial matrix. The transcript is spliced from 11 exons. NCBI's taxonomy places the organism in Eukaryota, Metazoa, Chordata, Actinopteri, Moronidae. Gene Ontology annotation, biological process: citrate metabolic process; carbohydrate metabolic process; tricarboxylic acid cycle. The coding region runs from base 119 to 1528 and encodes 469 amino acids. The record is from RefSeq and is a predicted model, not a curated record.
AAUCCCUCUUCAACCUUCUGCUUUCCGGAGGGGCACCUUCAACCAGCUCCGCGGUGCACCGGCAGCGGCUUCCUGAGUCGUAAAGAAUAAGUGGAAAUAACACUUUUACACAGACACAAUGUCCUUCCUGUCGGUCAGCAGGCUAGCACCCAAACUGCUCAAUUCCAAGAAUGCCACCUACUUCCUCGUGGCUGCCAGAAAUGCCAGCGCAUCAACAACAAAUCUGAAGGAUGUUCUGGCAGACCUUAUCCCUAAAGAACAGACCAGGAUCAAGAACUUUAAACAACAGUAUGGCAAAACCAACAUAGGACAGGUUACUGUUGACAUGGUCUAUGGAGGUAUGAGGGGAAUGAAGGGUCUGGUGUAUGAGACCUCCGUGUUGGAUCCUGAUGAGGGUAUCCGUUUCCGGGGCUACAGCAUUCCAGAGUGUCAGAAGUUGCUGCCUAAAGCUCCAGGAGGUGAGGAGCCGCUGCCCGAGGGUCUCUUUUGGCUGUUGGUCACAGGACAGGUGCCCACUGAGGAGCAGGUGAACUGGGUGUCCAAAGAGUGGGCAAAGAGAGCAGCACUUCCCUCUCACGUUGUCACCAUGUUGGAUAACUUCCCCACAAACCUACACCCCAUGUCUCAGUUCAGUGCUGCCAUCACAGCUCUGAACAGUGAGAGCAGCUUUGCACGGGCCUACUCUGAGGGUGUCCACAAGACCAAGUACUGGGAGUUUGUCUAUGAGGACUCCAUGGACUUGAUUGCCAAGCUGCCCUGCAUUGCUGCAAAGAUCUACCGCAACCUGUAUCGCGAAGGCAGCAGUAUCGGAGCCAUCGACUCCAACCUGGACUGGUCCCACAACUUCUCCAACAUGCUGGGCUACAGUGAUGCCCAAUUCACUGAGCUAAUGAGGCUCUACCUCACCAUCCACAGUGACCAUGAAGGUGGCAACGUCAGUGCCCACACCAGCCACUUGGUGGGUAGUGCCCUGUCUGACCCCUACCUGUCCUUCAGUGCUGCCAUGAAUGGUCUGGCUGGUCCUCUGCAUGGCCUGGCCAAUCAGGAGGUGCUGGUGUGGCUGACUGCCCUGCAGAAGGAGAUGGGUGGAGAAGUUUCUGAUGACUUAAUGAGGGAUUACAUCUGGAACACACUUAAAUCUGGCAGGGUUGUGCCAGGCUAUGGCCAUGCUGUCCUGAGGAAGACUGACCCCCGUUACACCUGCCAGCGUGAGUUUGCCCUGAAGCACCUGCCCAACGACCCCAUGUUCAAGUUGGUUGCCCAGCUUUAUAAGAUUGUGCCCAACGUGCUCCUGGAGCAGGGCAAGGCCAAGAACCCCUGGCCCAAUGUCGAUGCCCACAGCGGAGUGCUGCUGCAGUAUUAUGGAAUGACUGAAAUGAAUUACUACACUGUGCUGUUCGGUGUGUCCCGAGCUCUCGGCGUGCUCGCUCAGCUGGUGUGGAGUAGAGCCCUCGGCUUCCCCUUGGAGCGCCCCAAGUCCAUGAGCACAGAUGGACUGAUGAAACUGGUGGGAGUCAAGUCAGGCUGAAGAACCACCUGAAAUGAGCUGGGGGUUAGUGUGAAGGGUGGGAGGAGGUGGAAAUAUCAAAAAACCAGACAUAAAUUGACCCCCUGUCAUUUCCAACCCCAGGGAUUCAAUGGGAUUCAAAGAGACAGUACUCUUUUAAUGUCAUUUCACGAAAGAAGGGCCUUUUUAAAUCGUCACACCAUUAGUGUUGAAGUGUGUUUAGGUAACCACUGACAGGUUUUCCUAUCAUGUCUCCAUAUUUGGAACAUGAGCGGUAAAAACUUCAGACACACAUACAUGUUAACCCAUAGUAGGCUCAAACUAUGUACCAUUAGAAGUCUGCUAGCAUUGCUAAGAUUUUCCCCUGUGCAGUGCCUGCGUGUUUUUCAUUGGGCACAAGGUCUGAACUAUGAAUAGGCAGUGGCAUCCAAAGGGAAUUGUGGGAGUGAAUUACUUCCUUCAUAUUUCUUUAAAUAUCUAAAGUUAAAUACCCGUCUCAAGCUUUCCUGCUUUUGGCUAAUGCAGUGAUUUGUUUUAGAGGAUAUCCGCAAGCAAAAUACCUUUUUUCUCCAAUCAAGACUGUCAACUUAGUUUCUUCUAUGCAAUGUUCCCAGAUGUCAUCCCACCCAGUCUAUCCAUGCGUUUCACUCCCAUUUAUGAACACUCCAGUUUUAGAAAAAAAAAAAAAAAAGGUCCUUACAAGUAAAAUGAACAAACUGUUCAAGAUACACAUUCACAAACAUGAAAAUCAGUUAAAAGAUACUGCCCCUUUAAAUCUUUGGUGUCCCCUUUUUCUCCAACUUAUAGGUUUUUUCUUUUUAAUGAUGACCUGUAUUCCCUCUAUGAUCAAAAUAACUGUCUUGUGGAUAUAGAAAUUAUUUUCCUCAGCUUUUUUUCUGUUAACAUGCUUUCCUAUUUUUAAUGUGUGUCUCUGCUCAAAGGGUCUUCAGAAUGGUAGUGAACCAAGAAAUAAUGUACAGUAACAGUAAUGAUAAGAUUUGAGCGAAGGGUGUUGUAAUUGGCAGCCUGUAGUAAAUCCUUAAGAGCAAGCUUGAAUGAAACGUGGGAUGGGGGGGCUUUGUAUUUGUUAAAGUCCUGUCUUAUUUGAGUGUAUGUUUGUUACUUUAUCCCCACAGGAGAGCGCUUUAAACAUCAACUACUCCAAAAUGAGCACUUGCUUGAUUGGAUUUCCUAAUUUGUAGCAGUAGAACCCUCCCAGGUUGAUUGUGUCCCUUUUUACAGGUUUCUUUUUUUGGUGUUGAAUAUGUAUAAAACUAAUAAUCUUUGGGUUCUCAUUUUGUGGUUUUAUUUAUACUUUGUGUACAUAGGUAUAUAUAUGUAUAGCUUGAAUGUAUGAGCUCUGUGCGAUCACUUGCUUGUAAUAACCACAAUGAUUACCAUAGUUUACCAACUGUAGUAGUGUUCAGUCCCACUGGUCACUGUGAAAUUCUAACAACGAACAAAAAGAAAGGCCGCAGCUAUCUUGUAUAUACACGAUUUCUCGCCUAGCUUUGUGGGCUUUAGCCGGUGCUGUUUUUCAGGUGUUUCACUUGAAUGUUUCAAGCUUGCUCUUAAGUUCUGGGUUUGUCAACACUCCAUUUUUGUGUGGUUGAAAAGCUCAUGCAUCUUUUAUAUUAUUUUUUUUUUUUCAAACUACUCUUGCCGCGCUACUAGUAGUAGUUCACUCAUAUGUUUGAAUCUCUACGCUCUGCUACCACCUUCCUUCUGGCUUCAUCAGGUGUGUUUGUGUUUUAUUGUAGUGUUCUUUCGUGCGGGUGGUUCAAGAGACGUGGUUAUUUUGAUCUUAGAGGAGCAUUAACAGUUGUACAUGUUAACUGGGAGAAUUCAUGGCAGGUGGAUUCAUCAGAGAAACACUUGGGGGAUGGGGGCUGGCUGGGUCAAAUGGGCAAGAAAAAGCUUUGAAGAGCGAAUAUUGGAAAACCUAACAAAAAAUGAAAAAUAAUAAAGGUUUUUAUUAACACUU